AUGCUCAUCCGCGACAUUGUUGCAUUGGGAAUUCAGAACCGCAGUAGGCGCCUAUCAGUAUCUUUCUGUUGUGGCGAGUUGAUAGCGUCCGACCAGACGGCAGCUCUCGUGCUACGCAGUCUUCUCACCCUCAACAAUAUUCGCCGCGUCAAACUACCAGUCUUGACUCAACAGCGCAAUGCUCCCCAUGAUGCCUUCGCAGAAUAUACGCAACACAGAUUCGGCUUUCCCGAUCUCUCCAGCGAGCUCCAACACAAUAGAUAUCGACACCAGUUAAACCACAACUCCACACAAUCAUUUCACUGCGAAUACCCAGGCUGUUCGCGUACCUUUGUUCGAGCUGAUUUGUUGAAACGGCACAUGGAUCGCCAUGCCGCUAAGGGUUUCCAACCAGGUCAAAAUGGAAACUUCAGCGAUCAAAUACCACAAGCAGUAAAUUCUGAAUUGACACCGCCUUUUUCCGAAACCCCUUCGGCUACUAUCAUUGGCGGCCACCACCAUACGCAGACUCAAUUUGUCUCUCCGGAAGCCCAGGCUCAGAGUUCUUAUACUCCAGUUAGUAUCACAGCAUCAUCUGGUAUAAGGUACAAUUAUUCUGCAGAUAUGACAUCCGCAAGCCACGGCCCAUAUCAAAGAGCCGACGCUCAACUACCAGGCUUGGGUCAAAAUACUAACCAAGAAACUCUGCCACCCUAUAACAACGAAUUGACGUCACCUCCAGGCCCCGGCGCGAAGCAAUACUGUCAUGGGCAAAUGCAGCAGGCCAUGCCCUCUCAACCCUCGACAUUCAGAUCACAACCUCAGUCAUUACACCUAGACAUGUCACAUACACAAUAUCCGUCGAGCAAUAGGGACUCAACCUCGCAUGCCUCUGGUCAAGAAUGCGAUGGAAGAGAAUCGACACAAUAUCAUGAUGCGUCACAUCACCCUGCGGAUAUCUUUGCCCUAGAUCAAAUGGCAACGCUUAGUGCUGGGCCGGUUUUUGGGGACGAUGGGGGUCUGAGCAAGACGCCUUAUGUAGCCAUGCCAGAGGACUUCAUGGCUUAUUUAUUCAACUCGCUUCCCUCCCAGGGCUCAUCUCCUGGAAAUGGACUUCAAGGCCCUAUCUCAAAGUAUGGAGAAUUACAGGACACGCAAUACUGUGCACCAUUCACUGCCAAUGGCAUGUCGCAGAUUGGACCUUUCCCAAGUGCUUCCCAGCAUAUCAUGUCGGUGACCAAUUUGCUUGACGAGAAUUCCCCCGAGACCAAUAUAUCAGACGAGAGAAGUCAAGAGAUUUUUGACUUCAUCAAAGAUCGUUUCCAUGAACACGAUGUCCCUCCCGCAGAACGAAGCCGGGACAACAUCCUGGAGGGCGACCGCGAACAAGACGACCAUAUGCUGAGUUGCAGGAUGAUGCAGGCAUAUCUUGGCUCCUACUGGUACCACUUCAGCGAUCAACUACCGAUUUUGCACAGACCAACUUUCUCUUCCGACACAACUCCCAAUCUUCUGCUCCUAGCAAUGAUGACGAUCGGUGCUGCAUGCCUGGAUAGAACCUAUGGUCAACAGGUUUUGACAGCAGGCGCUAAACUUUCAAACUUUAUCGCUAGACAUUUAAGAUGGGAGAUCUUCAUGAAUGAAAAUUUCCGACCGCCGGCAAAGCUCUGGGUUUUCCAGACACUUAUUUUGCUAGAGCUGUACGAGAAGAUGUUUUCAACGAGGGAGUUGCAUGAACGAGCCCACAUUCAUCAUGCCACCAUGAUUGCCCUCAUGCGUCGUGGACGAUCACUCAUUGGAAAGUCCCCCAUGGACUCGCCUCCAAACUCACGAGAAACGCUAAAUGAUUCGAAAAAAGGGCUAGGUGUCGGUCAAACGCCGGAGGAAUGGUGGAACCAUUGGGUAACCAAUGAAGCUACCAGACGAGCGGCUUUCGCCGCCUUCAUCAUUGAUUCUACUCAUGCCGCCAUGUUUGGUCACUCGGCCGUAAUGGUAACACACGAGAUGAGACUUCCAUUGCCUUAUGAUGAGUCUUUGUGGAGAGCCAGGAGCGGUUCCGAGGUAGGAAGGGCCGAAGCAAGCCUCAAUGCUAGAGGCAUACAGCCAAUAUCGUUCCUCGAGGGUCUCAAACGCACGUUGAGCCAUCAGGAAGUAAAGACAACGUCAUUUGGUAGAACCGCUCUCAUGGCUGGUCUUAUGAGCGUCACGUAUCAUAUGCAACAGCGAGAUCUUCAGGUUAACGUCCUCGGCGGCGGAGUGAUUCAGGCGCUGGAGGAUCGCGAUAGGUGGCGUGCAUCGUUGACAAAAGCAUACAACUCUUGGAAGAGUGACUUUGAUAAAGAGCUUCAGGACAGCGAGCCCUCUAGCGACCCUUACGGGCGAGGAAGCACCAGAAACGAGGCAAAUAUCGUGUUUGGCAGCCGUACGGUACUACAUCAUUUAGCCCACAUGGCGAUGCAUGCGGAUAUCGUUGACUGCCAAAUGUUUGCCCGUGCUAAAAGGCUCCUUGGAAGAAAUAUUGGCGCCCAGGAAUUUAGUAGCGCCCAGAAACGAGUGAAGGAGCAAUGGGCACCAUCUGCCAAGGCCCGUGAUGCUACGUUCUACGCGUUGAAGUUUCUAAGUUCCGUCUUGCUACCAGAUGAAGCGGCGUUUAUGAAUGCAGCUAGCCCUUGGCCUGAGGGCUUCUACGAAACACGCUAUGACGUGCUCAUGAAUAGGCCGUGGGUACUUUACUUCGCUGCUCUCGUGGUAUGGUGCUACGGCUAUGCAUUAGAAGGACCUUGUGGAGAUGUUGCGAGGCACAAUACCCCAGAGGAGAACCAGCGACAAAUGAGGCACUAUUUGCUAAGGUAUGCAGGCAUUACAGAUCCAGAUGAGCUCCAAGCCAUGCAGGGCAUCAACAAUAAUACGGCGUUGCUGGUGGUCUUGCGGGACUCAUUUGACAAUACGAGAUGGGAUUUGCUACAUGAAGGGGCUCUUUUGAUGAGAAACUGUAUUGUUCUGAACGGCGGCGGUACCGUGUAA
Molecule: messenger RNA, 3003 nt
Organism: Metarhizium brunneum ARSEF 3297
Lineage: Eukaryota; Fungi; Ascomycota; Sordariomycetes; Hypocreales; Clavicipitaceae
Product: Zinc finger protein klf1
Biological process (GO): regulation of transcription by RNA polymerase II; DNA-templated transcription
Cellular component (GO): chromatin
Molecular function (GO): zinc ion binding; DNA-binding transcription factor activity, RNA polymerase II-specific; RNA polymerase II cis-regulatory region sequence-specific DNA binding
Source: RefSeq, a predicted model, not a curated record